AUGACCAAGUCUCUCGCCCUCUUGAUCUGCGAUACGCCCACAUCAGCAGUGCUCUCGUCUCAUGGGGACUAUCAUAGAAUCUUUUCCGCUCUUCUUGCUUCAUCUCUGCCCGACACGAGCGUCGAAUUCACAUUAGAUCCCUACGAUGUUGCUAAGAAGCAAGAAUACCCAUUAGAGGAUAAAGAAUAUGAUGCCUUCAUGAUAACUGGUUCAGCGGCGUCGGCCUACGAGAAUCUUGAAUGGAUCAACAAAUUGAUUGCAUUCGUCGCCUCGAUCCCGGACAAGUAUCCCAAAGCAAAGAUCUUUGGGAUAUGUUUUGGGCACCAGAUUGUGGGACGAGCAUUCGGCGGGGAGUGCGUGCCAAACGGCGGACGCUGGGAAGUCGGUAUCACAGAAGUAGACCUCACAGAUUCUGGGAGAGACAUCUUUGGUGUGCAGAAACUAAAUAUCCACCAAAUGCACAGGGAUCACGUACCCGCCGUUCCGCCUGGCUUCACGCUUCUUGGGUCUACGCAGGUGACUUACAACCAGGGGAUGGUACAGUACGCUUCGGACGAAGGAAGCCAUGGUUUGACCGACAUACGCAUAAUCACCGUGCAAGGGCACCCCGAGUUCACCAAGCCCAUCGUCAAUGCAAUCGUCGAAGCACGUUCGAAGAACGGUGUCAUCGGAGAAUCGGUGGUGGAAGAUUAUAGAAAGAGGGAAGAUUGGCGCAACGACGGUGUCAGUGUGAUUGGGCAGGCGUUCUGGAAGAUAUUAGGUGUCGAUUCCGGAUAG
This is a messenger RNA of Pleurotus ostreatus (oyster mushroom), 777 nucleotides long. RefSeq lists its product as uncharacterized. The transcript has 4 exons. Lineage: Eukaryota; Fungi; Basidiomycota; Agaricomycetes; Agaricales; Pleurotaceae. Gene Ontology annotation, cellular component: nucleus; cytosol. The coding region runs from base 1 to 777 and encodes 258 amino acids. The record is from RefSeq and is a predicted model, not a curated record.